This is a messenger RNA of Pristis pectinata (smalltooth sawfish), 1741 nucleotides long. RefSeq names its product late endosomal/lysosomal adaptor, MAPK and MTOR activator 5 (gene lamtor5). NCBI's taxonomy places the organism in Eukaryota, Metazoa, Chordata, Chondrichthyes, Rhinopristiformes, Pristidae. The record is from RefSeq and is a predicted model, not a curated record. The coding region runs from base 42 to 317 and encodes 91 amino acids. Gene Ontology annotation, biological process: positive regulation of TORC1 signaling; cellular response to amino acid stimulus. The transcript has 4 exons. Gene Ontology annotation, molecular function: guanyl-nucleotide exchange factor activity. Gene Ontology annotation, cellular component: cytoplasm; Ragulator complex; lysosome.
GGCAGGUCAUGUGACGCGGAGCGAGAAACGUCGAGUGCGGGAUGGAGGCGGUUCUGGAGCAGCAGCUGCGGGAAACGAUGAAGAACCCUGCGAUUAUAGGAGUCCUCUGCGCUGAUGAACAAGGUCUUAACCUGGGCUGUCGUGGGUCACUGAUCGAUGAACAUGCGGGUGUAGUUUCUGUUCUCGCACAACAAGCAGCAAAACUGACUACAGACCCAACAGAUGUGCCUGUGAUUUGCCUGGAGUCGGAUAAUGGGAAUAUCAUGAUACGGAAACAUGGAAGCAUCACCAUCGCUGUGCACAAGAUGACGGUCUGAGCCAGACCGAAGAGGUGGAAUUUGAUCAUUUGAAGCACAGCUUUGCUACCAUAGUCCCUGCUAUGGGAUGUGCAGAUCCUUGUUUUAAGCCCUCAAAAGGCAGCUUCUGACCUGGACUUGUGUCUGGGUACCAGUUCAUUGACACUGUAGGGUGGAGCAUGGGGGUGCGGUGAAAAGAGAAAUUAUUUGAUCUUUCAGUGGAUUAAGUUUGGAAUUAAAUGCAAACUCAGCAAAUGUGUACAAUUUUCAUUAUUUUUUCACUCACUCCUGAAUUGGGAGGGGUGAUAUUUCUACUCCUGGAGCCCUUGUAUGAUUUGUAAUAAUUGUGUCAAACCAGCAGUGACUUUAACCCCAAAUCCAGAAGCCACUCCUAAUUUAGGUUUAGGCAAGUAACUGUGAGUGAGAUGGGGUUGGUGGAACAUUUGGGUAAAGGGAUGGGUUGUAUUUAAUUGGCAGGGGGGGAGUUUGGGAGGAAGCUCAUGCUGGUACUGGAAAAAUCCCCACAAGGAUAGAGAUGUUGGAUUCUUCCCAUUUCAUGUAACCUUGAGUGAGACUAGUGUGGCAUUUUUCAUGACAAUUUCAGUGCCUAUGAAGAAGCAACAAAAUUCCAACAGGACAUUUCCUUUUAAUCAAGCCACAGUGUAAAUAUUUUGAUGUUUGCCUGUACAUACAUUUUCAUCAUAUUAUUCAAUGUUAUUUUAAACUUUGAAGACUACGACAAACAUUCAUGAUCAAAUACAGUUCACAGGUUUGUUUUUGGAGACAUUGUACCUAUUUAGAGUUCUAUGGGAGAAUUUGAGUAAAGUUGAAUUUCCAUAAGUGGCAUCUUCUAUAACCUGGGUGGCCCCUGUACCUGUUGAAAUGCCUUUUAAACAUUGUAAUUAUAUCAGCUUCUACCACCACCUCUCAGCUUGUUCCAUAUAACCACCACCCUAUAUGUAAAAAUAAAAACCUGCCCCUUAGAUCUCCUUUAAAUUUCUCUCACUCGCCUUAAACCUAUACCCUCUAGUUUUAGAUUCUCCACCCUGGGACCAAGAUGCUGACUAUCUGCCCUAUCUCUGCCCCUUAUAAUUUGAUAAACCUCUGAAAUCACCCCUCAGCCUCCCAUGCUCCAGUGAUAAUAAUCCCAGCCUAUCCAAUCUGUCCUUGAAACCAAAGCCCUCCACUAUAGGCAAUAUCUCAUGAAUCUCUUCUGCACUCUUCCUAAUGCUACCAGAUGCUUCCUGCAGUGUGUUGAUCAGAACUGUACACAAUAGUCCACUUCUGGCCUAACUAAUGUUUUGUACAAUUAUUGGAACCAUGUCACUAUGGUAAUGGUUUUGUUUGUAUUAUAUUAAAAAACUUGAUUAAAAAUGUAAAAACCUUUCCCCUGUUCUGUAGAUCAAAUUUGCAUUUUUCAAAUUAAAUAAAUAAGGACUGUGAUU